CGCCCGCCCCCAACCGCACUGGCGAAAAGCUUCGGGCCGCCCCGCACCAGCGCGCGCCAACAAAAAUGCACAGGCAGCUCAGCCUCUCGGCGAGCUCGCCGAGGCAGCAGCAGCAGGACGGCGCCGGCGACGCGGCGCAGGCGAUGGCGGUCACCGGGGACGAGUCGGCCUCGCACUCCAAGGCCGACAGGGCGCGGCCGGCGAGGGAGGAGAGGGCCAUCCACCUCAUCCCACUGCUCACCUUCCUCUGCUUCCUCCUGCUCUUCCUCUGCUCGCGCGACCCCUCCGCUUCCGAUAUGUCGAGCUUCGCUGGCGGCGACGGAGUGAGAUCCGGGAACCGGAGGUUGAAGAUGAUGCUAUAGGUCUCUUAGCAAUUACCAGAUGCGUGUUCGUGGAGUGUUUUCCUUUUUUUUUGAACUAGUAUUUUCCAUUUUCAAUCAGAUAUUGCAAUGUAUCUUGCGCUCAAAUGGAGCAGCAUCUAAAGCUGUACUUGUCCAGCAGUAAUAAGCCAGCAAGAAAGCAUUGGGCUUCAUGCCACUGGUUUCUUUCCUUGGUAAUUCUAACUA
Panicum virgatum (switchgrass) is the source of this 566-nucleotide messenger RNA. RefSeq lists its product as uncharacterized. The transcript has 3 exons. Bases 66 to 362 code for a protein of 98 amino acids. The record is from RefSeq and is a predicted model, not a curated record. Lineage: Eukaryota; Viridiplantae; Streptophyta; Magnoliopsida; Poales; Poaceae.